Molecule: messenger RNA, 963 nt
Organism: Pterocles gutturalis (yellow-throated sandgrouse)
Lineage: Eukaryota; Metazoa; Chordata; Aves; Pterocliformes; Pteroclidae
Product: 1-aminocyclopropane-1-carboxylate synthase-like protein 1
Biological process (GO): biosynthetic process; amino acid metabolic process
Molecular function (GO): transaminase activity; pyridoxal phosphate binding
Source: RefSeq, a predicted model, not a curated record
AUGCAGGGACUUGGAAGAGACCGGAAGAAGAAGAGAAUUUCUUGCAUGAGUUCAGCAGCAUUAACCCUGCAGAGUGAAGCUGGGAGACUGGACUACAGUUUGUCAGCAUCAAUUGACAGGUCGGAAUCCACUUCAUGCUCACUGGUGUCAUUUGGGAAUAACCCGUUUACAGCUGCCACAGGGGCUGCUCGGCCAGGAGGACCUGACAUGAAUUAUCUGGAGCCUGAUCUUUUCCAGUAUUCUGAUACACAAGGUACCAGAAGCUUCAGAGAAGAAAUUGCCAAAUUUCUGACUCACUGUGCCAGAGCUGCAAAAACACUGAAUCUGGAACAUAUAACUGUUAUGAAUGGCUGUUGUGCUGUUUUUGCUACUCUGUCAACUGUGUUAUGUGACCCCGCUGAUGGGUAUCUUAUUCCAGCUCCAUACUACGGUGGUAUAAAUUUGAAAACGUGGCUAUACGGUGGAAUACAGCCUGUUCACGUGCCCUUGUUCAGUGAGGUGACUGACAAAGAAAAUCACCCUUUCCAGUUAACAGGAAAAUUGGAAGAUGCGUUACAGACAGCUAAAAAGCAGGAUAUUAUUGCUUGUCACAUGCUCAAAAGCUCAGGAGAACUCUAUGUGUGGGCAGACUUCAGAAAAUUCUUAAAAUCCCAGACAUUUGAAGCCGAACUUGAAUUGUGGCAGAAGCUCCUUGAUAAAAAGCUCCUGAUUAGUCCUGGAAAAGCUUUUUAUUGUUAUGAACCUGGAUGGUUUAGACUGGUUUUCUCCGAUUCUGUAGAUAAGAUUUACUUGCGUAUUCAGAUACCUGAGCAAACGUUGCAUAGUUAUGCUGCUGAGCCAGUCACAAACAACACAUCUUCUGCUGCAGAUGCUUCAUGCAAUCCAGAAAAAGAUUGUUCGGGCAAACCUUCAAACACACCAGGAAAAGAUGUCUCCCAACUAAAAAAUGUACUUGUUUAUUAA